CGCUCUGCACCAGAAAGGAGCAUUCUCCUCUCUCCCUCGUUUUCAUAUCCUCUCUCUCUCUCUCUCUCUCUCUCUCUCUCUCUAUCUCUCUCUCUUUUUCUGUCAGUUAGUGUGUCCUCAGAAUGAGGUUAGCAGCACCAGCAGCAGCAUCAGCAGUAGAUAGAGACAGCAGAGGAACAGUUACUGCAGCAGCCAGGAGAGGCUGUCCUUCAGCCGUGCACCAUCUACCGCUGCAUUCACCCCUGCCCUGAGAACGCAACGCUCAUCCCUGUGCUCUCUUUCUGUGCCUCUCCCUGCUCCUCCCUCACCUUCUGUCCUCCUUGAAUUCGUCUCUUGAAUUCACCCCCCACCCCUCUCUCUCUCUUCCUCUCUUUCUCCAUAGCAGUGAUGGGGGAGACCACCAUGUAGAGACAGAGAGGCAGCGGAGGCAACAGCAGAAUAGCAGCAAUGGGAAGCCACACAUGGAGCGGGUCUGGACUGCAGCCGUGGUGAGCCUGAGACUGACAGGACUUGCAUCUACCAUCACUGCCCUUCUCAGGACUUGACCACUGGGGCUGUCCAGUGCUUACCUGGAUGCUCCCCACUUGUGUUUUUUCAUCCCCUCCUCUUCUCCUCCUCUGCUGCUCUCUCUUCUCUUCUUCUUUUUCUUCUCUGAUGGUUUUUUGUCUGCUGAAAUCUGUCUUUCCUGAAACAGAGAAGCUGCUCAUCAAUUUAUCCCCACGGAAUUUUUCCGCUUUUUAAUCCCUGUAUCUGCUUACUUUUCUUUGAAGAGAUUUUUUUUCUCAUUUUGUUGCUGUUGCCUCAUUCACACCUAUUUUGGAUUUUUUUUUCUUGGAAGAGACUGAGCUCUCUUGUGAAAGCUUUUGUUUGAUCUAUAAGCAAUAAGAAACACUAAUCUAACUGACUUAACUAGCUGACAUCAUGGGAGACAUGUCCAACAGCGAUUUUUACGCCAAGAACCAAAGAAAUGAGGGCAACCAUGCAGCAGCCUUUGGCUGCUCGCUCAUGGAGCUGCGCUCGUUGAUGGAGCUGCGUGGAACAGAGGCGGUGGUCAAGCUCCAGGAGGACUACGGGGGAGUAGAAGGACUGUGCAAACGACUGAAAACCUCACCCACAGAAGGUCUUGCAGGUGCCCAAACUGACCUGGACAAGAGGAAAGAAAUAUUUGGUAAAAACCUGAUACCUCCAAAAAAGCCAAAAACCUUCCUGCAGCUGGUAUGGGAGGCCCUGCAGGACGUUACCCUCAUCAUCUUGGAGAUCGCUGCCCUGAUCUCCCUGGGUCUCUCUUUCUACCACCCUCCCGGGGAGACCGGCGGAGAGUCCUGUGGCGCAGCAGCAGGCGGAGUGGAAGAUGAGGGUGAGGCGGAUGCUGGCUGGAUUGAGGGUGCCGCUAUCCUGUUGUCUGUAGUGUGUGUGGUGCUGGUGACGGCCUUCAAUGACUGGUCAAAGGAGAAGCAGUUUCGUGGGCUGCAGAGCCGCAUUGAGCAGGAGCAGAAAUUCCAGGUGGUCCGUGGUAGCCAGGUCAUCCAGCUGCCUGUGGCUGACAUAGUGGUGGGGGAUAUCGCACAGAUCAAAUAUGGUGAUCUGCUUCCUGCUGAUGGAGUGUUGAUCCAGGGUAAUGACCUGAAGAUUGAUGAGUCAUCACUGACCGGAGAGUCUGACCACGUCAAGAAGUCUGCAGAUAAGGACCCAAUGCUGCUGUCUGGGACCCAUGUGAUGGAGGGCUCGGGGCGCAUGGUGGUGACGGCUGUCGGUGUCAACUCUCAGACUGGAAUCAUCUUUACUCUGCUGGGGGCUGGUGUGGAGGAAGAGGAGAAAAAGGAGAAGAAAGGAGGGGCAGUGGAAGACGGACACCAGAAUACAGACUGCUCCCAUCCCCCUAUCCACCCCAUCGCAACUAUAGCCACGGAUGGGGCUGCAGGCAUUAAUGCCCCUGGCAGUGCCAGCCUAAUUAAUGGUAAAAUGCAAGAUGGCAAUAUGGAGAGCAACCAGAUUAAAGUGAAGAAGCAGGAUGGAGCAGCUGCCAUGGAGAUGCAGCCUCUAAAGAGUGCUGAAGGCGGAGAGGCUGACGAGAAAGAGAGGAAGAAAGUGUCAGCUCCGAAGAAAGAGAAGUCUGUGCUGCAAGGGAAGCUGACCAAACUGGCUGUCCAGAUUGGCAAAGCAGGUUUGCUCAUGUCGGCCAUUACAGUCAUCAUCCUGGUCCUGUACUUUGCCAUUGACAACUUUGUGAUGCAGAAGCGCCCUUGGAUGCCUGAGUGCACUCCUAUCUACAUCCAGUACUUUGUCAAGUUCUUCAUCAUUGGUGUAACUGUUUUGGUGGUGGCUGUCCCAGAGGGACUGCCGCUGGCUGUCACCAUCUCCUUGGCUUAUUCUGUUAAGAAAAUGAUGAAAGACAACAACCUGGUGCGUCACUUGGAUGCAUGUGAAACAAUGGGCAACGCUACAGCCAUCUGUUCUGACAAGACAGGCACGCUAACCACCAACCGCAUGACAGCUGUGCAGUUAUACGUUGGUGAUGUACAUUACAAAGAGAUACCAGAUCCUGGAGUCCUGCCACCCAAGUCAUUGGAUUUACUUGUCAAUGCCAUCUCAAUUAACAGCGCCUAUACCACAAAGAUACUGCCCCCAGAUAAGGAAGGCGGUCUGCCGAAGCAGGUGGGCAACAAGACAGAGUGUGGCCUGCUGGGACUAGUGUUGGAACUGAAGCGGGAUUACCAGCCAAUAAGAAACCAGAUCCCAGAGGAGAAGCUUUACAAAGUCUAUACCUUCAACUCUGUCAGGAAGUCGAUGAGCACUGUCAUAAAGCUGCCUGACGGUAGCUUCCGGAUGUACAGCAAGGGAGCCUCUGAGAUUGUACUCAAAAAAUGCAGCCAUAUCCUAAACGAGGUGGGUGAGCCAAGGGUUUUCCGUCCACGAGACAAGGAUGAGAUGGUGAAGAAAGUGAUUGAGCCCAUGGCGUGUGAUGGCUUGAGGACCAUCUGUGUGGCGUAUCGUGACUUUUCCAGCAAUCCUGAGCCCAACUGGGAUGAUGAGAACAACAUCCUGAAUGACCUCACAGCCAUCUGUGUUGUCGGAAUAGAGGACCCCGUCAGGCCAGAGGUCCCUGAUGCCAUUCAGAAGUGCCAGCGUGCAGGCAUCACAGUGCGUAUGGUGACAGGAGACAAUAUAAACACAGCCCGAGCCAUAGCCAUCAAGUGUGGUAUCAUCCACCCAGGAGAGGACUUCCUGUGCAUCGAUGGCAAAGAGUUCAACAGGAGGAUCCGCAAUGAGAAAGGAGAGGUGGAACAGGAGCGUAUCGAUAAGGUUUGGCCUAAACUCCGAGUGCUGGCUAGAUCAUCCCCAACCGACAAACACACACUCGUCAAAGGCAUUAUUGACAGCACUAUGGCAGACCAGAGGCAGGUGGUGGCUGUGACUGGAGAUGGGACCAAUGAUGGGCCUGCUCUAAAGAAAGCUGACGUUGGAUUUGCCAUGGGUAUUGCUGGUACAGAUGUGGCCAAGGAAGCAUCAGAUAUCAUUCUCACCGACGACAACUUCAGCAGCAUCGUGAAAGCAGUUAUGUGGGGACGAAAUGUCUACGACAGCAUCUCCAAGUUUCUUCAGUUCCAGCUCACUGUCAAUGUUGUGGCUGUCAUUGUGGCUUUCACUGGUGCCUGCAUCACACAGGACUCUCCUUUGAAAGCAGUGCAGAUGUUGUGGGUGAACCUUAUCAUGGAUACUUUUGCAUCCCUGGCUCUGGCGACAGAGCCUCCCACGGAGUCUCUGCUUAAGAGGAAGCCAUACGGUCGCAAUAAGCCUCUCAUCUCCAGCACCAUGACAAAGAACAUCUUAGGACAUGGAGUCUAUCAGCUCAUUAUCAUCUUCACACUGCUCUUUGUUGGUGAGCAGAUCUUUGACAUCGACAGUGGCCGCAAUGCUCCUCUCCACUCUCCACCCUCUGAGCACUACACCAUCAUCUUUAACACCUUUGUCAUGAUGCAGCUGUUUAAUGAGAUAAAUGCCCGCAAAAUCCACGGAGAGAGGAAUGUUUUUGACGGUAUCUUCAGGAACCCCAUCUUCUGCUCGAUUGUUUUUGGCACGUUUGCUGUGCAGAUCGUGAUUGUGCAGUUUGGAGGGAAGCCAUUCAGCUGUCAACCUCUAGACUUGGAAAAGUGGAUGUGGUGUGUUUUCCUCGGGCUGGGGGAGCUUGUGUGGGGACAGGUGAUAGCCACCAUACCCAAUAGCAGACUGCGCUUCCUGCGGCGGGCAGGGCAGUUAACUCAGAAAGAUGAGCUGCCAGAGGAGGAUGUUAAUGAAGAAAAUGAGGAGAUCGACCACGCAGAGAGGGAGCUGAGGAGAGGACAGAUCCUCUGGUUCAGAGGACUCAACCGCAUUCAGACUCAGAUUGAAGUAGUCAACACCUUCAAGAGUGGCACCUCCUUUCAGGGGGCAGGGGCUCUGAGACGCCAAUCAUCCACCACCAGCCAGACCCAGGAUAUCCGAGUUGUGAAUGCAUUCCGUAGCUCCCUGUAUGAAGGCCUGGAAAAACCAGACUCCAGAACAUCCAUCCACAACUUCAUGACACACCCUGAGUUUAGGAUAGAAGACUCCACGCCCAACAUCCCCCUUAUUGAUGACACGGACGAUGAUUCUGCUCGUAGAAGGAUGAAGUACUCAAGCCAGCCCUCGUCCCCUAACAAGAACAACAACGCUAUUGACAGUGGCAUUAAUCUCACUAUCGAUACCAGUAAAUCAGCUGCGUCCUCCAGCCCUGCCAGUCCCCUGCACAGCUUGGAGACAAGCCUCUAACCCUGAUCCUAAACUCAGCUCUAACCUCUAAUGUUGUUUCCUCACAUUUUGGGGACACCUCCUCCAAUUCCUCCAGACCUUUAACUGUAACCAUACAAGUCUUCACCCCCAAAUUUUCACCCAAUUCUCAACUUCGAGCUCCCCCAAACCGCUACCUACCGGCGACACAGUCCUGGGGGAAAAUGUCCACCAUUUUCCCUUAGCCUAGAGCCCUUGAAGCGCUCUGCUCCUUUCAAAGCAGAGAAAAUCUAAGUAAUAUGUCAAGGUGAAAAGAAAAAACAAACUAGCAUACAAUCAAAAAAGCGCAACAAAGCCACAAAACCUACACAGCCAUCUUGCUUUUGUGGUUGUAUGAGUACGGCGGCAGUCACGGUGGCGUGUACGACAAUACACUUGUACUGGUUAGCAUGUACUGUAUAAGCGUGGGUCUGACUGCACAUAUGUACGAACGGUGUCUUUAGCGGCACUGGGAGGAGGACGAUGAGGAGGGAGACUGCUGAGGAGUAAAAAUCACACAAGAGGACAGACUUUAAAUUCUGCUCACUCUUCCUCUCCUCAACGAAAAACAUUGUUAAUACUGAUAAUAGUUUAAAUUAAAUUGAAAAAUAUUGUUAUUAUUCUAAUUCUGAUUCUGAUUAUUAUUGUUCUUAUUAUUGUUGCUCCUGCAUGAAUGUACAUUACCCAGGUUUUAUUUAAAAGGCUUUUAAUUUUAUUGGAUUUCUUUGGUUCUGAUGGGCUAGGCCUCACUGUGGACUGCGAUUUUAAAGACAGCAUCUCUGAGUUUCUGGCCUGCAAAGUCCCCUCUUCUGUGUGGCAUGAACAUGUACCCAACUGUACAAAUUUAUUUCAUCCAUAAAAGGAAAUGUGUAUCGAGGUGGUAGGGCUCAACUUGCACAACAGUUUUGCACCUGUCCGUAAAGAGGAACGCAAAAUAAUAAUAAUGAUGAUAGCAUUUAUGGGAUAUAUUCUAUAAAUUUAAAUACAUAUAAAUAUAUUUAGAGAGAGUUUAUCUUUGUUUGUUGGCAUGUUGCCUUGUUCCUGCUUCAAUGGCUCCAAUACCUUUGACUUAUUUAUGUCUUAAAGAGAAUGUAAUUUGUUUACAACCUCGUAGAGAUAAACUUCCUGGUUUCUAGAAGGAGGGAGGCGAAGUCGAAGCUCAGAUGGACCAGAGCUGUUUCGGUGUGUUAUUACUGAAAAACCCUGUGCUGGAAUUUGCCUGCUGUCUUGUCAAAUAAUGUAGAUAUUUUUAGAGGUUUAACAACAAAAAGAAACCAAAAUAUAAUGGGAUACAUAGUAAUUGUGGAAUCUUAGUAUUACUCUAUAUGAUUGUUGGGAUCAAGUUGGAGUGGCUUGCCUUUGGUU
This is a messenger RNA of Pelmatolapia mariae (spotted tilapia), 6150 nucleotides long. RefSeq names its product ATPase plasma membrane Ca2+ transporting 2 (gene atp2b2). Gene Ontology annotation, biological process: regulation of cytosolic calcium ion concentration; calcium ion transmembrane transport. Gene Ontology annotation, molecular function: PDZ domain binding; P-type calcium transporter activity; ATP hydrolysis activity. Gene Ontology annotation, cellular component: plasma membrane; intracellular membrane-bounded organelle; postsynaptic density membrane. The record is from RefSeq and is a predicted model, not a curated record. Lineage: Eukaryota; Metazoa; Chordata; Actinopteri; Cichliformes; Cichlidae. Bases 922 to 4788 code for a protein of 1288 amino acids. The transcript is spliced from 23 exons.